Messenger RNA from Nanorana parkeri, 1369 nucleotides. Its product is annotated as Y-box-binding protein 3-like. Lineage: Eukaryota; Metazoa; Chordata; Amphibia; Anura; Dicroglossidae. The transcript has 9 exons. Gene Ontology annotation, biological process: regulation of gene expression. Gene Ontology annotation, cellular component: nucleus. The coding region runs from base 151 to 900 and encodes 249 amino acids. The record is from RefSeq and is a predicted model, not a curated record. Gene Ontology annotation, molecular function: nucleic acid binding.
UUAGGGCAGUAAGAUCAUAAAGAAGAAGAGAACAAGUAAACUCGAGGAUUGAGAUCCCUCGAAAUACCAUCUGCAAUCCUCCCUGCCUCUCCCCCCUUAUCUCCUAACACCAUAUAGCAGGGAAUAUAAGAACAGUAAGGAAUUGCAGCCAUGAGUGAAGUAACAGCUGAAGAACCAAAACCCAAGGCUGCUGGGAGUGAACCAAACACAGCUCCGUCUGGUACAGAUGAAGUAGAGAGGAAAGUACUGGCAACCAAAGUACAAGGAACAGUGAAAUGGUUCAAUGUGAGAAAUGGCUACGGAUUCAUCAAUCGGAAUGACACUAAAGAAGAUGUCUUUGUCCACCAGACAGCAAUCAAGAAAAACAAUCCUCGCAAAUACCUGCGGAGUGUAGGGGAUGGAGAGGUGGUGGAGUUUGAUGUUGUUGCUGGGGAAAAGGGCGCCGAGGCAGCUAAUGUAACAGGGCCGAAAGGAGCACCCGUUCAAGGAAGUCGCUAUGCUGCAGACAGGCGAAGAUACCGCCGAGGGUACUAUGGACGUAGAAGGGGGCUUUCAAGAGAGGGAGGAGAUGGAGAAAUAAAAGAUGGUGCUCCUGAAGCAGCUCAACCCCAGCAACCAAUUCGCCAACCUACCAACUACCGAGGAAGGUAUCGCCGACCCGUGUCUCAACCCAGAUCUAGUCUACCUUCUGGAGACAAUGAAAAUAAGGAAAACCAAUUCGAGACAGGGGCUUCAGAGCAACAACAAUCGAACCGCCGUGGUUUCCGCAGACCGUACAAUUAUCGUCGUCGACCUAAUCAGGCAAAUGCUCCAACACAGGGGGGCAAGGAAACAGCUAAGCAGGCUGAAGGCACAGCAGAGAAGCCUGUGCCAGUGGUUGAGAAAAGCAAUGCUGUGUAAUCUGAGUGGCUCCAUCGGCCAUCAUGUAAGUGAGAAGGUUAUGAGCGGAGGAAAUGCGAAUAAUCAAUGUGGCCUCUGACUAAUUCUGAAAACUCUGCAAUCAUCUGACACUUAGGAGAGAGACGGAUUGCAUCUUUGCUGCUCAGCUUGCCUGCUGCGGAUUUCUACACUGCAAACUUUGUACUCUAUGGUACCACCAGUGGAAUCAAUUACUUGCCAUGACAACCAGAAAACAACUGCAGACAUGUGGACUAUGAGCAGACCAGAUACUGAAAGCUGUCUGUUAUUACACACUUACAACUGAACUCUUUUCAGGUUAAUAAUCCCUAAUACAGACAUCUUUUUCUUGGAAAUGAUAUACAAGACAUAAGAAGUCACUUUAUCAAUAUAGUACAGUUGCUGCAGCAAAUUUAAAUCUUGCUUAAAGCAAAGAGUGUUUUAAUGCGACACCGUUUAAAAAAAAAAAAGU